AUGGCUGAAAAUCGUUUCAGAAAUGUUAGAAAAGCCCAAAAGCCAGCCCAGUGAAAGCACACGUCACCCUCUGAGUCUUCUCUCUCUCUCCCUGAAGAUUUCAGAAAAGGGCCGGCGACCCGGCUUUUUCCACCUUCACGAAAAAGCUUCGCCGCCACCUCCUCUACCAAACCCACCCCACCACCGGCCCGGAACACCCCCACAGAAGGCGGCAGAACGCUCGAAAACGGGCGGAGUCGCACCACCGUUGCCCCCGCUGUCGAGGUUGUUUCUGGCCAAUUUCGGUCACCUCUGUCGGCGAUCUUUCUUGCAAAAGGUAGAUCUCGUCCUCCUCUAUCGUUCCCUUAGAGGACCCGACCCAGGCAAGUUGUGUGUAUUGAAUACCUGGAUACAUAAUCAUAGAAGAAUUGUCAGAAGGAUUCUUGGAUUGCAAUGGCAGCUUCUGCAAAGACUCUAACUGCUGAAAGCCAUACUUUAAAUGGAGACUGGACAGUUGUUUCAUCUCGUCGUGGAAGACAAAGAAAAAAUCCUCCAAAAAUUACAAUUCGAGUACAGAAGCAACCAUCGCAUUGGGCUCCAACUGAUCUUGAAAUCAAUUUCGCCCGUGAAUCAAAAUUAAUGCAGAAGAUCCAGAUCUGUAUGAAGAAAUUGGAGAUGUCUCAAUUCUUUCUUAAUUUACUGGAUGAAAUCCAAACUCCAGAAAUGAUGAAUUACUUCCAUAGGGUUUUGAGCUCGGAGUUGAAGAUGAAGAUGGUUAUAUAUGGCAUAGGCAGCAUCGAAUCAUAUGAAUCCCCUCGUUUGCAGUUGAGCCUUGCCAUCUUGCUGAAGAGAAAGUUCAAUUGGAUUGGAGAUAUAGAGGUCUUUGAUCCCAUUCUUUCUGCCACAGAAUCUCGGGUUUUGGAAGCUCUCGAAUGCUCUGUGUUAUCGAUAAAUGAACAAGGUCGGCGUCAGGCUGAGAAACCAACAAUGUUCUUCAUGCCACAUUGCGAGGCAGAGCUAUAUGAUAAUCUUCUACAAGCGAAUUGGGAAGCACGGCUUUUGAAUUGUACAGUAUUGUUUGGGAACAGCUUUGAGACAUACGAACAGCAUCUAUCAGAGUAUAAGAACUCAGCUAUUGUUGAUUCGACAAAGCAUAUCUUGGCUGUUCGAAAAUUCACAGAUGAGUUUAGGAUUAAGACAAUUUCAGAUACUUAUUUCAGUGCCUUUCAUGAUUCGAGUUGGCAUUUUUUCAGGCCUGUCCUUGAGACAGAGCUGCAGUUGAGCAAUUUGUAAUUGUGAGUUGAGAAAUUUCCUGAUGAUUGAAACGUAUUAUCAUUUUUAGUACUCCAUGUCCUGUUGAAAAAGUUUCUAGUGUUGGUA
Molecule: messenger RNA, 1359 nt
Organism: Prunus mume (Japanese apricot)
Lineage: Eukaryota; Viridiplantae; Streptophyta; Magnoliopsida; Rosales; Rosaceae
Gene: SRR1
Product: sensitivity to red light reduced protein (SRR1)
Cellular component (GO): nucleus; cytoplasm
Source: RefSeq, a predicted model, not a curated record